Molecule: messenger RNA, 1310 nt
Organism: Cornus florida
Lineage: Eukaryota; Viridiplantae; Streptophyta; Magnoliopsida; Cornales; Cornaceae
Product: acidic endochitinase-like
Exons: 1
Coding region: 330-1226 (298 amino acids)
Biological process (GO): carbohydrate metabolic process
Cellular component (GO): extracellular region
Molecular function (GO): chitinase activity
Source: RefSeq, a predicted model, not a curated record
AUUUAUUUUUGAAAUGUUUAGAAUAUAAUUUUUUUUUCUUUGAGGCUUUACAAAUCCAAAUUGACAAGAUACUGAGCUGCAAAUUAAAGAAGCCAGCAAGAACUCAGCCUAUAGCUAAGGUUCAAAACAAGCCACAGAAAAUGUGGCUUGUUGACUUCUUCUUACCAAAAAAAAAAAAAAAAAAAAAAAAAAAAAAAAAGGCCAAAACACCGCCUUUGCGACAAAGGCACAAUAAAAUUUCAACUCUUAAAAAGAAGUUUCCCUUCUUGUCCUUAGCACUAUAAAAACACACAACCCACCUCACAUUUUUGUACUACCAACAUUCAACAAUGGCUAUCAAACAUCAACCCACAUCUCUACUCCUCUCCCUUGUAUUCCUAGCCCUAGUCCACACCUCCUUCGCCGCUGGCAUCGCCGUCUACUGGGGCCAAAACGGCAACGAGGGAACCCUAGCCGAAACAUGUGCCACUGGAAGAUUCUCCUACAUCAACAUAGCCUUCCUCAACAAAUUUGGCAACGGCCAAACCCCCGAAAUCAACCUAGCCGGUCACUGCAACCCUGCAACCAACGGUUGCACCAUCAUGGGUGACGGAAUACGUUAUUGCCAAAAACGAGGCAUUAAGGUCAUGCUCUCCCUCGGGGGAGGCAUUGGAAACUACUCGCUAGCUUCCAAAGCUGACGCAAGAAACGUCGCACGUUAUCUGUGGAACAACUUUUUAGGGGGACGUACAAUUUCACGGCCAUUGGGAAAUGCUACAUUGGACGGGAUUGAUUUUGACAUAGAGCUCGGGUCGACCCAACAUUGGGAUGACCUUGCAAGAUAUUUAUCAGCUUAUAGUAAGUAUGGUAGAAAAGUGUACCUAACAGGGGCACCACAAUGUCCAUUUCCUGAUAACUUUUUAGGGACUGCCCUCAAUACUGGCCUUUUUGACUAUGUUUGGGUACAGUUUUAUAACAACCCUCCUUGCCAAUACACUUCUGGAAAUGUUGAUAACCUGAAAAGUUCAUGGAAGGUUUGGACUACAUCCAUCAAAGCUAGGAGGAUAUUCUUGGGGUUGCCGGCGGCUCCGCAGGCGGCCGGAAGCGGGUUUAUUCCGGCCGACGUGUUGACUUCGCAGAUUAUUCCGGUGAUCAAGAGGUCACCUAAGUAUGGUGGUGUGAUGCUUUGGUCAAAAUAUUGGGAUGAUCAGAGUGGGUAUAGUUCUUCUAUUAGGAGCAGUGUGUGAAUUGAAUUAGUCUCUCUUUUUUGUUUGUUAGGUUUUGCUCUAUUUUGAUUUGAAUUAAUAAAUUGGAAACUCUUUUAUAUUUUA